UUCGUUUACUUCAAAACAAUAAAUUUCCAAACGAGCACCGAAACGAAGGAAAUGCGGCUUUUAAACGGAGUUUUAGAAACGGGGAGAGUUUACAACCCUCGGCGCGCCCACCGUCCGUUACUAGUUGGUCGUAAUUCGAGCCAUUUCAGGUAUUAGCAGCGCUACAAAAAUUAUUUAUGCUACACACAUACAAGGCAAGAUAUCAUAUCCUAUAUUUUAACAAACCAAGCAGCCUUCAGAUUGGGCCGGAACCUAUCAAAAUGAUGCACUUUAUAACAUGGAAUUUGACCGAGCGUAGCGGUUGUUACAGUUUAAUAAGCUCCAUCGAUCUAUAACCUACCUCCCCCAAGGAGAAAGAAAUGGACGAAUAUUUCCAACGUUGAUGUCAUCGGGAUAGGUGCAAAUAGGUGCAGUCACUUCUGCUAAUGAAUGGUGCUCCAGCUGGAUCAAUACACGUUUGCCAUCCGUCAGGAAAAAAGUUGCACCUAAUUCAUUCACGUUACCAUAGAUUUAAGAAAAUCAACAUAAUCGUAUUGACUGAUAAUUGUCACAAGUUGAAAGUUGAGCGAGUUGAGCGAAUUUUUUUCAAAUCGAUAUUCGGUUUGGAAUAAUGUCCGAUAAUCAGAAUCCGGAUAGUCCGCGACCUUCGAUUAAUGACGAAUUAAAAAUGAUGGUCGGAAUAUCCAGGCAUUUGGCGAGCGGAACGAAAUCGAAAGCAAAAACCAGUUCGACGUUAUUGUCGAUGCAGGAAAGUCUGAAGGAAAAGCAGCUAAAAUUUAGAGAACUACGUGCCAGGAGAUUCCAAGAACUUCAACUGCCACAGAGGCACGUUUGCGACAUGGUUUCGAUAUACAUGGGCGUCGAUCCAUCGGAAAUAAUGGAGGGCGUAAUCGAUGACGAAGAUCAAAUUCAUUUGCUCAAUCGUUUGUUUGGUAAAGCUGGUACUAAAAGCGUCCUGGUGGUUUAUCAAAUCGGUCCGGCCUUUCCUUUAGAGUGCGGCAGGCAUAACUGGUUCACCAAAGCGGAAGUUAAACGUGUUUACGUCACCAAAGGGUUGAACUUGGGGCUCGAGGAAAGAGGUGUCGCGGUUUACAAAAUAAACGAAAUUGGGAUUGAUCUUAAAAACAUAAACGACGAGUUAUUUUUCGUACAGCUCGAUACCCGAAAAGGUGGAGUGAACAUAGUGUAUAUUGUUCACGAAAUUUUGACCCAGUUGGUCGAUCCUCCUUUAAAAUUUACCAAGGAUUGGGGCGAUUUAACCAAAAGUGCAUUGGGACGUAACCAAAAGCUCAAUUUUGUUGGCGAUUUCAGUUCGUUCCUCGCUUUUCUCGAAAAGACCAAAGUGGAUUUGGAAAACAUUGUCCAUUUCGCCAUCGACAAUGAUAUUCUCCAGGAAAUAUCCGAGGAUAAUAUGUCCAAAGCAUUUUUUAACGUCGCACUGAUUCAAAAAGUUGAAUCCGUAGUCCGAUGCUGGCAGAAGCUCAUUGAAAGGUGUUUGGUACAAUAUAACCAAAUCCGCAAAGAAAACGAAUUCGUCGGACCAGACGUGGAAAUCGAAUACUGGCGGAGGCAGCUAGCUAGAUUCACCAGUGUGGUCGAGUUUCUAGAAACCGAAGAGUGUCAACAAUACAUCGCGUUCCUAAGAUUUUGUCGAAAAAUGGACGUCGUCAAGAUUUGGAAGAAGCAGCUGGAUUUGGUGUACAACACGAGAAACGAGUGCCUGGAUAAUCUGAAAUAUUUGUAUUCCAUGGAAAAAUACUGGCAGCCGUUGUAUAGGCUGGAGCCGCCUCAACUAAUGCAGCACGUACCUCCUCUAUUGCACGGUAUACGGCUUGCGUUCACCACUUCGAGAUAUUACAACAGCACUUCGAACAUAUCUGCCCUGUUUGUAAAGGUCUCCAAUCAAAUUAUAAAAAAAUGCAGGGACUAUUUGAAUUGCGACGGCACGAAGACUGUGUGGAAUCAACCGAAAUGCGAGGUUUUAGAUAAAAUAAAGGCCUGUCUUGACUUAUACCUGAAGUACUAUCAAUGCUUCAGGCGCACCAAAAAACAAAUCGAAGAGGCCGGCGAAAGACCGUUCGAGUGUUCGGAAAGUUUAAUUUUUGGCAAAUUCGAGACUUUCAAGAAGAGAUGUGAAGAAAUUGUGUAUGUAUUGACAACGACCACAAAAUAUUCGAUUUUGCAGCAAAGCACCAUAGAAGGAAUCGACAUUUACGCCAAACGAUUCGCGGAAUUUUACAAACACAUUUCAAGUCAGAAAUACGACGCUUUGAACCACAGGUUGCCCCACUUCACCACCGAUUUUAACGGGUUUAGACAGAACGUGGUGGACACUGAAUGGGAGCUCGAAGAAUUUGUCGGCACCACCUUGGAAAAGACCACCGAUGUUCACAACGUCCUGCGGCUCUUAAAGAGGUUUCAAAAACUAAAUUUGCAAUGCCUGCACCUGGACAGCAGAUAUUUGGAAGCGAUGAUGCUCUUUCAAAAAGAAAUAGAAAAUUUGCGUGACCGUUACAACGAAGAACGUCAGUCGCCUCAAAUUCCAUUCAACAUGCCGCCAGUCAGUGGCAGAAUAAAAUGGAUCAGGCAUUAUUACUCGCGAAUUUCAGAGCCCAUGGACAUUUUUAGAGAGAAAUCGAGGGUGAUGGCACAUCGGAAGGCUCAAAAGUGCAUACAGCUCUUCAACGCUAUGUCGAUGUGUUUUGUCCAUUACGAAAUGAUCUACCACGAGGCUUGGUUUAAAUACGCGGGACAGGUUCGAAAUUGUCUUAUUAUGCCAAUACUCGCCAAAGACGAGCGAACCAAGCAUUAUCAAGUUAACUUCCAUCCGUAUAUAACGGAGGUCAUUCGAGAAGCAGAGUACAUGUACAAACUGGACCUAGAAGUUCCCGAUUGCGGCCAAGUUUUGGUAUUCUGCCAGGAGAAGUUGAUGCGUUCUUAUGAACUGCUGAACGCGCUAGUUGAGAGAAACGACAGUAUACGUCAUAGCAUUCCGACGUUGUUUUUGCCGAUGAUGCGGGUCCAGCUUAUUAAGAUGGAAGACGCAUUCAUGCCGGGGUUUUCCACAAUUACCUGGACAUCCACAAAAAUACCGGAGUUCUGCGACGAGGUCUCCACAGUUCUCGAUUACGUGGAGAUGUUCUUGAAGGAAGUUAGAGAUAUGAAGGAGGCAAGAAUCGACGAAGUUCUCGAAACGUUAGCUAAUACUAGUCUAGUUUAUUUGCCUGGCGAGCCGAUUUCUCCUAACGCGUUCGUGGAACUCAAUAUUAAAUACAGUCAAGAAAUUGUCAAAGAAAUUCAACUGAAAUCUUCGACGGUAGAAAAUUCUGUCAAGGGGUUGAUCAACAAAUUUCUCGAUAUCAUAAAUAACCCCGAAUUGCAAGAAAACAAGUAUAAUUGGUUGGACAGCGAAAAAGCGGUUCGACCAAUUGCCAGCACCUCCAGGUUGCUCAUGUCUAGCGAUGCAGCGUUUAAGGAAAUCGACCGUAGCUUAUCGAUGGAUUUGUCCGGUGCGCACGCAGACUGCAUCGAAAUGUUUGCUUAUUUCAAUAUGAAAUUGGUCGAUGCUUUAAUUAAAGCGACAAAACUGUCCCUUGAGAAGGUCAAACACAAGGUUAUGAGCGUUGACGGCGAAACGCCCCUGAUGUCCACAUCAAUGGUUCUUCAGAUCCCCGUGGCGUGCAUUAAUCCCAACCUUGAGGAAAUCCAGCACUGUUUCUCCCUAGUCCUCCAAAAUAUACUAGACGUUCACAAGUAUAUAGAAUUGUGGGGUCAAAGAGACGCGAAACCUGCCCUUAAAGGAGAAGUUGUAAAACCGAAACUGAAGAACUACUAUAAACGCGUCAGCGAAAAUAAGGAAAUUGUUCGGGUCUAUAUGGGCCUGCAGGGAAUUUGGUAUCUCUUAAGUCCGGACAUUGAGAGCUUACUUAAUCAAUAUCUGGAGUGGAAGUACAUGUGGCUGGAUGACAGGGAUCAAAUUAUCGACGCAUUCUGCGCCAAGGAUCCAUUGAUUGUGGAAAUUUCGGAGAAAUUUCAGGAGUACGACGGUAGAGCCGAAUCAAUACGAAAACUUCCGGAAAAACACGAUGUCGGAUCGCUUAGGAUUCUAAUGGAUGAAAUGAAACUGGCGUUGUUGGUCGAAUCGGACUCUUGGAAGCACAUUAUGGGCAAAAACUUGAGCGAUAGGUACAAGAAAAAGCUCACUGUAAUGGUCGACUUUAUAAAGGCACAGGAAAAAAUUUUGAAUAAACCCUUGCGGGAUCUGGACGAUUGUCGGAAUGCGAUGGCUUGCCUGGCGACUAUAAGGGAAAACUUUAUCGAAAUGGACAUGGAUUUGAACUUAAUGGAGGAGGCGUACGGCAUUUUUGGCCGAUUCAAAAUCGACACGCCGAAAGAGGACGUUGAACGGGUCGAGUCGCUGAGGUUCAAUUUUCAAAACAUGAUCCAUCACUCCAAAACUGUACAAGAAAAUAUCAGCAGCGUUCAAGGUCCGUUAUUAGAAGAACUGACAGCCGGAGUAGAGCAGUUCCAGGUGGAUGUUGAAGUGUUUGAUAAGGAUUUCGAGGAGAAGGGACCAUUGAUACCGGGGUUGAGCGCUAGAGAAGCUAGUGACCGCGUCUUGGCUUUUCAAGACCGUUUUGACGAGCUCUGGCGCAAGUACGAGAUGUACAGUAGCGGAGAGCGGCUAUUCGGUUUACCGGUUAACGAUUAUCCGAUUUUGCACAAGCGCAAAAAGGAGUUUGUGUUACUAAACAAGUUGUACGGACUGUAUUUGGCUGUGAAUCACAGUAUCGACGGGUACUACGACAUACUGUGGAGCGAUUUGGAUAUAGAGGCUAUAUUUGGAGAGUUGCAGGAGUUUCAGAACAGAUGCCGAAAACUACCUAAAGCGAUGAAGGAAUGGCCUGCUUUCUUGGACCUGAAAAAAAAGAUCGAUGACUUUAGCGAGACCUGCCCUCUCUUGGAACUUAUGGCCAACAAGGCUAUGAAAGAGAGACACUGGAGAAGGAUCUCGGCAGUAACUGGUUACUUUUUCGAUGUCGACUCGCCAACAUUCACCCUCAGACAUGUAAUGGAGGCGCCAUUGUUGAAACACAAAGACGACGUCGAGGAUAUAUGCAUUAGUGCCGUAAAAGAGAAAGACAUCGAAGCGAAACUGAAACAAGUGAUCGCCGAUUGGGCAGUGGUCGAACUGUCCUUUUCCAAUUUCAAAAAUAGGGGCGAAUUACUGCUCAAGGGCACCGAAACCGGCGAGAUUAUAACGACCCUUGAAGAUAGUCUGAUGGUGAUGAACUCCCUGCUGAGCAACAGAUAUAACGCGCCGUUUAAACGUGACAUCCAGCUGUGGGUGCACAAGCUCGUUACGACUUCUGAGGUGCUGGAACGGUGGCUCAUCGUGCAGAAUUUAUGGGUGUACCUCGAGGCGGUGUUUGUGGGUGGUGAUAUCGCCAAGCAACUGCCGGCCGAAGCAAAAAGAUUUAACAAUAUAGAUAAGUCGUGGGUGAAGAUUAUGACGAGAGCUCAUGAAGUUCCCAACGCGGUGGAAUGUUGCACGGGCGAUGAGACGAUGGGACAGCUUUUGCCCCAUCUUUUGGAGCAGUUGGAAACUUGCCAAAAGAGUUUAACAGGAUAUUUGGAAUCCAAGAGGUUGUGCUUCCCGAGAUUCUUUUUCAUAUCUGAUCCGGUUUUGUUGGAAAUUCUCGGCCAAAGCUCCGACCCGACGUCAAUCCAAUCGCAUUUACCCAGUCUUUUCGACGCCGUCUUUACCGUCGAUUUUGACGACAACAAAGACAACAUAAUAGUGGCGAUGAACUCGAGUCUCGGCGAAAAGGUGCUGUUUGAAAACGCGGUGUUUUGUCAGGGUGGAGUCGAGUUUUGGUUGAACAACCUCCUGGCGAUGGUCAGGGAAACGGUAAAGAACGUAAUCGCCGCGCAAGCGCAGUGCUUAGUCGAUCCGGAGUACGAUUUUAUAUCCGGAUUUACUCACUUCUGUGGUCAGGCCGGAUUGGUCGGUAUCCAAUUGCUGUGGACCAAGGAGGCGGAAUUUGCUAUACGCCGAGCGAGAGUUGACAGGCUCAUCAUGAAACUGACCAAUCAAAGAUUCUUGGAUCUACUGAACCAGCUUAUCGAUCUGACGUCAAAGGACCUAACCAAAAUGCAACGGACUCAGUACGAAACCAUGGUCACCAUACACGUGCAUCAACGGGACAUAUUCGACACGAUGUGCAAAUCAAAAGUGAGAUCUUUGCUAGAUUUCGAUUGGCAACAGCAGUGCAGAUUUUACUAUAACGACGAAAACGACGACGUGCUGGUAAAGAUCACGGACGUGAUAUUUUUAUAUCAGAACGAGUAUCUGGGUAUUACCGAGAGGUUGGCGAUCACACCGCUGACGGAUAGGUGUUACAUAACGUUGGCGCAGGCCAUCUGGAUUAACAUGGGCGGGGCCCCGGCCGGUCCCGCCGGCACUGGCAAGACGGAGACGACCAAGGACAUGGGUCGCGCCUUGGGCAAAUUCGUGGUAGUGUUCAAUUGUUCAGACCAAAUGGAUUUUCGAGGACUGGGAAGAAUUUUCAAGGGCUUAGCUCAGUCUGGUACGUGGGGUUGUUUUGAUGAAUUUAACCGUAUCGAACUGCCUGUACUGUCGGUAGCGGCACAACAAAUCUACAUAGUUUUGCAAGCGAGAAAAGAGCGGAAGCCAACUUUUAUUUUUAUGGAUGGAGACAACGUUUCGAUGAACAUCGAAUUCGGCAUCUUCCUGACAAUGAAUCCCGGUUACGCGGGACGUCAGGAGUUGCCUGAAAAUCUCAAGAUCAUGUUCCGCAGCGUGGCCAUGAUGGUACCCGACCGUCAGAUCAUCAUCAGGGUAAAAAUGGCAUCGUGCGGGUUCAAGGAAAAUCUCAUAUUGUCCAGGAAAUUUUACACUUUGUAUCAGCUUUGCGAGGAACAGCUUUCGAAGCAGGUGCAUUAUGAUUUUGGUUUACGCAAUAUUCUUUCCGUUUUGCGAACGUUGGGAGCACAAAAACGAGCCCAUCCCGCCGAUACGGAGGAAACUAUAGUCAUGAGAGUGUUGAGGGACAUGAACCUAAGUAAGCUAAUAGACGAGGACGAACCGCUUUUUCUCUCCCUUAUCGAAGAUAUGUUCCCGGGGAUAAAAUUGUCCACUCAUGCCUGGAAGGAGCUGCAAAAAGCCAUUACCAACGUAUGUCAACAAUCGGGUUUGAUCAAUCACCCCUCGUGGAAUUUAAAAGUCAUUCAACUUUACGAAACUUCUUUGGUGCGUCACGGGCUCAUGGUGCUGGGACCCACCGGAGCUGGAAAAACGAAAUGCAUGCAUACCUUAAUGAAAGCCAUGACGGAGAUGGGUCUCCCACAUAGAGAACUAAGAAUGAAUCCAAAGGCAAUCACAGCCCCGCAAAUGUUUGGUAGGCUCGACGUGGCCACCAACGACUGGACUGAUGGCAUAUUUUCUACUUUGUGGAGGCGAACGUUGAAAUUUAAGAAGACCGACUACUGCUGGUUGGUACUGGACGGACCGGUGGAUGCAGUUUGGAUUGAAAACCUCAAUUCGGUAUUGGACGAUAAUAAAACGUUGACGCUCGCAAACGGCGAUCGUAUCGUAAUGGCCGCCAACUGCAAAUUGGUUUUCGAACCCGACAAUGUUGACAACGCUAGCCCUGCUACGAUUUCGAGAAUGGGCAUGGUGUUUAUGAGUUCGUCGGUGCUUCCUUGGUCGCCAAUUUUAGAUGCGUGGCUGAAAACUAGGGCCAACCAUGAAGCCGAUACUUUGCGUUCCCUUUUCGGAAAGAUUUUCGAAGACUUACACACCUUCGUCCAGACAAAACUGAAACCCAAAAUGGUUAUCAAAGAGGCUCUUUACAUCAGGCAGUGUUACGACGUACUUCAAGGAAUCUUAGAUGUAUCUGACGAACCGAGAGUAUGGACCGAUAAACAGUUGGAGAGGUUGUUCCUUUUUUCGCUUAUGUGGUCGCUCGGUGCGCUGCUAGAGCUCGACGACAGAUCGCUGCUCGAGGCGUUUGUUCUCUCGCAUCCCUCCAAGUUUGAUUGGCCGAAAUGUAAAGAGAACGAAACUAUUUUCGAGUACGCGGUCAGUUCGGACACUGGCAGGUGGGACCAUUGGAGGCAGAGAGUGGAGGAUUUUGUCUACCCAAAGGAUUCAGUUUUGGAAUUUACCAAUAUAUUGGUGCCCAACGUGGACAACGUGCGGAGUGCUUUUCUUAUCCACAACACCGCCAAACAGAACAAAGCUGUUUUAUUAAUUGGUGAACCCGGUACCGCUAAAACCGUUAUGAUCAAAGCUUACCUCUCCACUUUUGACUUAGAUUACAAACUGAGCAAGUGUUUUAAUUUUUCUUCAGCCACCACGCCUAACAUGGUCCAGCGAAUCAUCGAAUCUUAUGUAGACAAAAGGGUUGGUACUACGUACGGACCUCCGGCUGGCAAAACGCUUACCGUUUUCAUAGACGAUAUUAACAUGCCGGUAAUCAAUGACUGGGGCGAUCAGAUCACCAACGAGAUCGUACGGCAAUUGAUGGAAAACGGUGGAUUUUACAGCCUGGAUAGACCAGGCGAUUUCUCCUUUAUUGCCGACGUCAUGUUGUUGUCGGCAAUGAUUCAUCCGGGCGGUGGUCGAAACGACAUUCCCCACCGAUUGAAGAGACAAUUUUGUAUCUUUAAUUGCACUCUGCCGAGCACCAGUUCAAUGGAUUUGAUAUUCAGUGAAAUCGGUUGCGGCUAUUUUUGUAUCGAAAGAUUUAACGAAGAAAUUGUCGAAUUUUUGCCCAAAAUGGUACCGCUAACCCGCCACCUGUGGCAGAAGACCAAGCAAAAGAUGCUACCCACUCCCGCCAAGUUCCAUUACGUUUUCAAUUUGAGAGACUUGUCCCGUAUAUGGCAAGGAAUUCUCACUGCGCAACGUGACGAAUGUUCCACCAAGGAGUCUCUGUUGAAACUAUGGCGGCACGAGUGUGAACGAGUAAUAUCAGACAGAUUCACAGUUGUAAGUGAUAAAGAGUGGUUUAUCAAUGCGUUGAGACAGCAGGCUCUUGAGGAACUUGGCGAAGACUUGGAGCACUACACGGAAGAACCGUCAUACUGGGUGGAUUUCUUGAGAGAUCCUCCUGAAGCCACCGGCGACGAGCCUGAGGAUUUCUGCUUCGAUGCCCCUAAAAUUUACGAAGAGAUUCCGUCGUGGAGUUUUUUAAGAGAAAAGUUGUACGCGUUCAUGAUGGAAUACAACGAGGCUGUAAGAGGCGCUGCAAUGGAUUUGGUGUUCUUUUACGACGCUAUGGUGAACCUUGUGAUAAUCUCGCGCAUAGUUAGAAUGCCGAAGGGCAACGCGUUGCUAGUAGGAGUGGGAGGUUCAGGCAAGCAAAGCUUGACCCGUUUGGCGUCGUUCAUAGCUAAUUAUAAGAGCUUCCAAAUACAACUUACGCGAACGUACAACGUAAACAAUCUAAUGGAGGACAUGAAGUACCUGUACAGGGUGGCAGGUUUGGAAGGAAACGGCAUGACAUUUAUAUUCACCGACAAUGAAAUAAAAGAUGAGACGUUCCUUGAGGCCAUAAACAAUAUCCUCAGCUCGGGCGAGAUUGCCAACUUAUUUCCCAAGGACGAAUUGGACGAUAUUACGUCCGAGUUGGUACCUGUUAUGAAGAAGGCGGCUCCCAGAAGACCCCCGACCGGUGAUAACUUGUACGACUUUUUCCUUACACGAGCUAAGCAAAAUUUGCACGUGGUGCUUUGUUUUUCGCCGGUGGGCGAAAAGUUUAGAAGCCGAGCUUUGAAGUUCCCCGGUCUCAUAUCAGGCUGCACCGUAAACUGGUUUCAGAGAUGGCCUGAAGAUGCCUUACAAGAGGUGUCCGACCAUUUCCUUAGCUCCUACCAAGUGGUGGCAACUCCUGAAAUUAAAACGGAACUUAUUUUAAUAAUGGCUGAAAUUCAUGAUGGGGUAUCUGAAGUUUGCGAUACCUACUUUGAAAGAUUCCGUCGUAAAACGUACGUGACUCCCAAAACUUUCAUAACCUUCCUGGACACUUACAAAUCGAUUUACAAGAAAAAGGCGGACGACAUCGAAGUCCUCGCCCACCGAAUGAAAACCGGAUUAUCGAAACUGGUCGAGGCUCAAGUCAGCGUCGAUUUACUCAAGAAAGACUUGGAGGUUAAAGAGAUGGAAAUGGUUGUAGCUACCGAGGCCGCGGAGAGGGUCUUGAACGAGGUGCUGGCGGCUUCGGAAAUAGCCAAUAAAAUCAAAGAGGAAGCGACGGCUGUCAAAGAAAGAGCCGAACACUUGGUAGCUCUCAUAAGCGUGGAUCAGCAGGAAGCUGAAGAAAAACUGCUGGCUGCGAAACCCGCUCUGGAUGCAGCCGAAGCAGCGUUACUGACCAUUAAAGCUGCGGACAUAGCAACGGUGCGGAAACUGGGCAAGCCUCCUUACCUAAUCUUGUUGAUAAUGGACGCCGUAUUGAUUUAUUUUAAACGGAAGCUGGAACCGACCAAGCCAGACUACGAGAAGAGUUUCCUGGUUCCGUCUUGGAGCGAAUCAUUGAAGGUGAUGGCCGACUCAGCGUUCCUUAAGAAACUGCAAGAGUACCCGAAAGACACCAUCAACGCCGAGAUGGUGGACUUACUCCUUCCGUACUUGACUCAUCCUCAGUAUACUUUCGAAGCUGCCAAGACCGCCUGCGGCAACGUGGCGGGAUUGAUCUCGUGGACGAUAGCAAUGGCGGCGUUUUACGAGGUCAACCGCGAAGUAUUGCCUCUGAAGGCCAAUUUGGCGAUCCAACAGGCGAAAUUGUCAAGAGCCCAAGAAGAGUUGGAUGCGGCGAUGCAGCUUUUAGCCAGCAAGGAGGAAGAAGUGAGGUUGUGCCAGGAGCAGUAUGAGCAAGCAAUGGCGGAAAAACAGGAAAUAUUUGCUGCUGCCAUGAAGGUGAAGAACAAAAUGGACGCUGCCACCGCUCUGAUUGACGGUUUGGCCGGGGAGAGGGUACGUUGGACCGACCAACUGGCCCAAUUUAAAGCUGAGACGGAAAGACUGGUGGGCGAUGUCGUGCUGCUAACCGGUUUUUUGGGAUAUACUGGUCCCUUUAACCAGGAGUUUAGGACAAAUAUGCAGCAGACGUGGUUAAACAGCUUGACAAGAAGAAAAAUUCCAGUCACGUUGAGUUUGAAUAUUAUCGACAGUUUGACCGACAUUGCCACGAUAGGUGAGUGGAACCUUCAGGGUUUACCCACUGACGAACUGUCCAUCCAAAAUGGCAUAAUUGUUACAAUAGCAUCGAGGUAUCCGCUUUUAAUUGAUCCCCAGAACCAGGGCAAGGCGUGGGUCAAAAAUAAGGAAAAGGAGAACAGAUUAAUAGUUACUUCUUUGAAUCACAAAUAUUUUCGUAAUCACAUAGAAGACGCCGUGUCGCUGGGAUAUCCUCUGAUUAUUGAAGACAUUGGAGAAGAAUUAGAUCCGGUUCUGGAUAACGUACUGGAAAAGAAUCAUAUCAAAAUCGGAACCACCUUCAAGGUAAAAGUGGGAGACAAGGAAGUCGAUUUCCACAAAGACUUUAGGAUGUACAUCACGACGAAACUAGCAAAUCCGAACUACACCCCGGAGGUAUUUGCUAGAAGUUCGGUGAUUGACUUUACUGUGACGAUGAAGGGUCUUGAGGAUCAAUUGCUGGGUCGGGUGAUUUUGACAGAAAAGAAGGAAUUAGAAACAGAGCGGACCAAUUUGAUCAAAGACGUUACCGCCAACAGAAGGAAAAUGCUGGAACUAGAGCAGAAUUUGUUGUACAAGCUAACUACCACAACAGGUUCGUUAUUGGACGACGACACGGUGAUCGAGGUACUGAAUGUGACGAAGAACACCGCAGCAGAAGUUAGAGAGAAGCUUCAGGUUGCAAAAGAGACCGAAGCGAAGAUUAAUGUCGCCAGAGAGGAGUUUAGACCUAUAGCUACAAGAGGAAGUAUUCUGUACUUCUUGAUCGUGAGCAUGUCGAUGGUGAAUUGCAUGUAUCAAACGUCUCUUGUACAGUUUUUGGAACGGUUUGACAUAUCGAUGGCUAGAAGUGAAAAAUCCCCUAUCGUCUCGAGACGAAUGCAAUCCAUAAUCGAUUAUCUCACAUACGAAAUAUUUAAAUACAAAUCGAGAGGCCUGUACGAGAGACACAAGUACAUGUUGGUGCUCCUGAUGUGUCUGAACAUAGAUUUGGAACGGGAGCAUAUAACUCACGAGGAAUUUCAAAAUUUUAUAAAAGGCGGGGCAGCGCUCGAUUUGAAUACUUGCCCGCCCAAAGCAGCCAAGUGGAUAACAGACCUGACUUGGUUGAAUCUCGUGGAGCUGAGCAAAUUAAGACACUUCCAGUACAUAAUUCAACAAGUUUCCAAUAAUGACAAACAAUGGAAGGUAUGGUUUGACAAAGACUCGCCCGAAGAGUCUGUCAUCCCAGACGGGUAUAAUCAUCUGGAUACUUUUCGUAAACUGCUAAUUAUCCGUGCUUGGUGUCCCGAUCGCACCAUAACGCAGAGCAGGAAGUACAUCGCAAAUUCUUUGGGGCAGAAGUUUUCCGAACCCGUCAUCCUUAAUUUCGAAGUUAUGCACAGCGAAUCGAGGCCGCUUACACCACUCAUUUGUUUUCUCAGCAUGGGCUCUGAUCCCACUCCUUUUAUCGAGACUCUGGCAAAACGGCUCGAAUUGAAGAGUAAAUCAAUAUCGAUGGGUCAAGGACAAGAAGUGCACGCCCGGAAGUUAUUGGCCCAGGCCAUGUCCGAGGGAUUUUGGGCCCUGCUGCAAAACUGUCACCUGUCGUUGGAUUAUAUGAAUGAAGUCUUAUCAGUUUUCCUUGACCUGGAAAAGGGUGUCGGUGUGGUGCAUCCAGAUUUUCGACUUUGGAUCACGACCGAGGUGCACGAGAAGUUCCCCAUAAGUUUGCUCCAGAUAUGCAUUAAGUUCACCAACGAAGCCCCAUCGGGAAUUAGAGCGGGGCUCUUAAGAACUUACACGUCCAUGAACCAGGACAUGUUGGAUUACUCGGACGCGUGGCAAUAUAUACCGUUGAUAUAUGCCAUUUCCUUUUUACAUACAGUCGUUCAGGAACGAAGAAAAUUCGGUCCGUUAGGUUGGAAUAUCCCUUAUGAAUUUAACUCUGCCGAUUGGCUCUCAAGCUGUCUGUUCCUGCAGAACCAUCUAGAUGAAUUAGAUCCCAAACGUGGUAUCAGUUGGCAAACAUUAAGAUAUAUGUUAGGCGAAGUCCACUACGGAGGUAGAGUAACAGACGAUUUCGACAAAAGGCUACUCAACACCUUUUGCAAGGUGUGGUUCAACGACAACAUUUUCCACGAUGACUUCACCUUUUACAAAAGUUACAAGGUGGUGCGGUUUAAAAAUUUGUCCGAGUACAUUUCCAUUAUCGACGGAUACGCGCCUACCGAUCCGCCGCAAGCCUACGGUCUCCACCCCAACGCUGAUAUCACGUAUCAAACUAACACGACAAUAGAAAUGUUUGAUAGAAUGUUGGCGAUCCAACCCAAGGAAUCAACAGUGGGGGCAGGCGAAUCUAGAGAAGUGGUGGUUACCAGACAAGCCAAGGAUAUGUUGUCCAAGUUGCCGAACAAUUACGAUCCUUUCGAAGUGAAAGAAAGAUUGCGAAUUAUGAACCAUCUGAACCCGCUAAACAUUUUUUUGAGGCAAGAGAUUGAUAGAAUGCAAAAGGUCAUCAGUUUAGUUAGGGCCACGCUGACCGAUCUUUUGCUUGCCAUAGAGGGGACAAUUAUAAUGAGCGAGAGCCUUGGCGAUGCUUUCGAUAGUAUUUACGACGCAAAGUUGCCUUUCGUGUGGAGACGGGGGUCGUGGGAGGCCAAUACCUUAGGGUUUUGGUUUACCGAACUGAUUGAAAGAGACGAACAGUUUAGGGGUUGGUGCUUCGGAGGGCGGCCAGCCUGCUUUUGGAUGGCAGGCUUCUUCAACCCUCAAGGAUUUUUAACGGCAAUGAAGCAGGAGGUGGCCAGGAGUCACAAAGGGUGGGCUUUGGAUCAGGUGUCUCUAUUCAAUGAGGUUACCAAGAACACCAAAGAAGAGAUAACCCAUGCUCCGGGAGAAGGAGUUAUGGUGUAUGGGCUUUUCUUAGAUGGAGCUGGAUGGGAUAGGAGACACAUCAGAUUGACAGAAUCCGUAAACAAGGUGCUGUACACCAUGGUACCCGUUAUUCAUGUGUUCGCCAUUAACUCGACCGAUCCCAAGCCACCCACUUUGUAUAUAUGUCCUGUUUAUAAGAAAUCCCGUCGCACCGAUUUAAAUUUCAUUACUACGCUGUGGCUUCAAACUGUGAAGCCACCGGACCACUGGGUGUUGAGAGGAGUUGCCCUUUUGUGCGACACUCAAUAGAUGUUC
Messenger RNA from Cylas formicarius (sweet potato weevil), 14395 nucleotides. It is a transcript of the gene kl-3, whose product is annotated as dynein axonemal heavy chain 8. Gene Ontology annotation, biological process: microtubule-based movement. The record is from RefSeq and is a predicted model, not a curated record. The transcript has 56 exons. Lineage: Eukaryota; Metazoa; Arthropoda; Insecta; Coleoptera; Brentidae. Gene Ontology annotation, cellular component: dynein complex. Gene Ontology annotation, molecular function: dynein light intermediate chain binding; dynein intermediate chain binding; ATP hydrolysis activity. Bases 611 to 14389 code for a protein of 4592 amino acids.